GCUGUAUUUAUUUUGAUACGACUCCCCAACUAAACCAACCAAAGUGUGAAUCAUCUUUUGGGAAAAACAUUAAAUGCUCGGCUGAAUUUGCACAAUCAGGAAAAUAAAUUCAACAAUGUUUAACAAUAUAUUUGGAAAGAAACCCACCGCAAAGGAGCAGCAGCGUGAAAAUGAUAAAAGCCUGCGAAAGGCGACGCGCGACAUUGAACGGGAGCGUCGCAAACUGGAGGAGGAAGAGAAAAAGUUGGAGGCAGACAUUAAACGCAAUGCAGCAGCGGGAAACAAGGAUGCUUGCCGCAUACUGGCCAAGCAGCUGAUAGAAAUUCGCAAACAGAAGACGCGCACGUACGCAGCUACAGGAAAGAUUCAGUCAAUUGGGUACCAAAACAAAAACAUGGGGGCAAAUAUUGCUCUGGGCGAGGCAAUGGGCACCACAGCAAAGACCAUGGCCGACAUGAAUAAGGUGAUGCGGCCAGAGGCGAUUGCGGCAAACGUGCGUGACUUUCAGCAAGCUAAUAUGCGUAUGGAAAUGACUGAUGAAAUGAUAAACGACACAUUGGACGACAUGCUAAACGAAUCCGGUGAUGAGGAGGAGUCCAAUGCAGUUGUAAACAAAGUUCUUGACGAAAUUGGCAUCGAAAUCUCAGGUAAAAUGGCCAGCAUUCCAGCCACUGGAUCGGGUGAAUUCGAGACGAGCGGCAAACGAACCGAAAAGGACAUUGCAGAGCAACUGGCAAAGCUUCGCUCUUCCUAAUAGCUGUGGUUGGUGCCUUUUAAUCUCCUUCUGCCUCAAAAAAAUUGUAUAUUGUAUUUUUUUAAACACGCUGUUGUUAUUCAUAGCACGUAAGCGAAUAAAUCACAUCAUGUAUUUAUAUAUUGAA
This is a messenger RNA of Scaptodrosophila lebanonensis, 881 nucleotides long. It is a transcript of the gene CHMP2B, whose product is annotated as charged multivesicular body protein 2b. The coding region runs from base 116 to 754 and encodes 212 amino acids. Gene Ontology annotation, cellular component: multivesicular body; ESCRT III complex. Lineage: Eukaryota; Metazoa; Arthropoda; Insecta; Diptera; Drosophilidae. The transcript has a single exon. Gene Ontology annotation, biological process: endosome transport via multivesicular body sorting pathway; late endosome to vacuole transport; protein transport. The record is from RefSeq and is a predicted model, not a curated record.